Messenger RNA from Rotaria sp. Silwood1, 660 nucleotides. NCBI's taxonomy places the organism in Eukaryota, Metazoa, Rotifera, Eurotatoria, Philodinida, Philodinidae. The record is from the annotation of a GenBank genome assembly.
AUGCUUCGUGCACUUACUAAAAUAACAGUAACUGGUGGUACCUGUCGAUUUUUUAUUGCACAGGCAUGUUCAUAUUUAUUUAUGUGUUCUGAAUAUUUAUAUUAUUAUUAUUGUGGUCCUAUGGUGCCUGAUGCUCUUAUUAAAAUAAAAAAUGAACUUGAUCCAACAUUAGCUUUUCGUCGUUCAUGUCGUGAAGGUAUUUGUGGAAGUUGCUCAAUGAAUAUUGAUGGUCGUAAUACACUUGCUUGCAUUUGUAAGAUCGAUGAUUCCAAUAAGCCAUUAAAAAUUCAUCCACUUCCACAUAUGUAUGUUAUUAAGGAUCUUGUUCCUGAUGGUAUGUAUGAAUGUAUUCUUUGUGCCUGUUGUUCAACAUCAUGUCCAAGUUAUUGGUGGAAUGCUGAUGAAUAUCUUGGACCAGCUGUUCUUAUGCAAGCUUAUAAAUGGAUUGUUGAUUCACGUGAUGAAUAUACAAAAGAACGAUUAGAACAAUUUCGUGAUCCAUUUACAUUGUAUCGUUGUCAUACAAUUAUGAAUUGUACGGAAGCUUGUCCAAAGGGUUUAAAUCCUGGAAAAGCUAUUGGUGAAUUAAAAGUUUUAUUGGCUAAUAUGGGAACUAUGCCAUCGAAAAACUCGUCAACUGUUGGUACAGAAUAUAAAUAA